AAUAUGGUGGUUUCCCGCGCACGCGCCUCGGUGGUGAGCAGCGGCAGCACGAUGGCAGUGGCAGUGCCCGCAGUUUCUACAAUCUACAGCAUGGUUUUCCUGCAUUGUCAGCCGGUGACAAGUGAGGUCAGCCUGAGUUGAGGGGUCACACCGGGGCAGACGGAAGUGCGCGUGUCGGGGUACAGCCAGACCUUCCCGGGAGGGUGCGAUGGACUGAACCCCUACUGAGACCAUGAUGUGACCCUCCACGACACUACCACCACCACCAUAACUCCCACGACCACUCCUACCGCGACGGCCAUUACUGCUACCACGACGCUCAGCCCUCAUCGCGUGGAACACAGGCAGAUGGUGGGCGCGUCGGGACGUUUCGAACUAGAGGUGGUGGAAGUUCAGAAUCCUCGCUCUGAGGUCCGCUCCGGCAAGUGCUGCGGCGGGGCGGAGCGGCCCUCCGACGAUGCUCCGUGCCCGAGUCAGUGCAGGACAGUGGUGGCGCUGUGCCUCAAGGAGUACCAAAGUGUGGCCGUGGAGGGCAGCAAGGCGGCCCCGCGUGCCCAGCCUGACACCAGCAGUGGCCGCGGCGGCUGCACCUACGGCGAGGACACGUCCGUUGUGCUGGGCCUCUCCUCCUUCACGCUGACCCAGUCUCCGCCCAACGCACACAUCCAGCUGCCCUUCACCUUCUCCUGGACGGUGAGUGGCCUUGUGAGACGGCCGGAUGCUGGGCCGACAGGUGAGAGUGUCUUCGGGGAGGCGAUCAACGCGGGGCCGAUGCAGGUGGGGCGGGGCGGAGCGGGCCUUGUUGACGCCUCGGGCCUUUAUUUUUUGAAGUUGCAAAGGUCAUAAAGAACACACACACACACACACACACACACACACACACACACACACACACACACACACACACACACACACACACACACACACACACACACACACACACACACACACACACACACACACACACACACACACACACACACACACACACACACACACACACACACACACACACACACACACACACACACACACAUAUUCAAUCGUGCAUUCUCGCCCUCACCUUAACACCCAUACUACUUACUUUCACAUCCUUCAUCAUAAUAUCAUCCUUCCAACUCACUCCUUCACCCCAACUUUAUUCUUUAAUUCACUCCCUCACCCCAUCACCCUAUAACACACUCCCUCACCCCUGUAACACCCCUUCACCUCAUUCCCCCCACUGUAACGUCAUCCCUGCUGCUUCUCUCCUGACCCCAUCUAACAUCUGUCGACAUCAGCGCCUGUUUAGACACUCGGCAGGGGAGGAAGAGCUGUCUGUUUACCUGCGGCAGCCUCACCCCUUCUGCAGUAGCCUCACGUCUCUCCCUGCCCUCCCCCUCGAGACCCGGAAGGUGGUGGAAUCAUGUUACAGCGCCCGUCUUAAAUAAUAAACAAAUCCCCCUGAAGGAGAAUAUUUAUAAAACUCAUAAUAUAAAGCCUCACACAGGUAGCCAAGAAGGGAGAGAGAGAGAGAGAGAGAGAGAGAGAGAGAGAGAGAGAGAGAGAGAGAGAGAGAGAGAGAGAGAGAGAUUGGAAUCUUUAGUAUAUCGUUGAUUAGGGAAAAGGUUUCAGGCAGGUGAGAAAGGUAAGGAAGGCGAAGGAGAGAAGAGGAGAGAAGGUAAAGAGUGGAAGAAAUAAGAGUGGCAGUGAGAUGAUGAAGAAGAGGUGAGAUGGGGACGAGAGGACGCCAGACCGAGUCAGAGAGGGAAGAGAGGAAAGGGAAGGGAAGGAGCCCAGGUGAGGGGAGGAAAGGUGAGCGCCCCUCCCCUCGCUGUGUUGAUGGGGAGGCAGCGUAAACUGGCGGGGGCGGCGCGUCGGUGGUAAAUAUUAUCAUACACUGAUCUCACCCCUUGCAUGCAUCACCCCAGCCAAACCCUCGCAGCCCGCCCAUGGCACUCCACGCCUACACCCCACACGCCCACACUGCUCCCUAAUUCCUUAAUACGCCUUUCUCCUCCUCUUUCAACGCCUCUUCAUCUUCCUGUGCUACUUUCCUCUGGUGGCAAGGAUCGCUCGUACAACAAUGCACACAACCUCACUAUGAACACGCAAAAAGUCACCUGCUAUUCCUGUUUCUAUGCUGCUUCUCGUGACUUUCAUCCUCCCGCCCUCAUCACCAGCCAUUCUCCUCCUCCCCUCCUCUCACUGGAUCUCCCCGUCCCCCCUCCCAUCCCCACACGCGGCGAGGGAUACUGCGCUGAACCUCGCCUUAUCAGAGUACCGAGGGAGUGCGUCAGGUGUGUUAUGAGGAGACAGGUGUGGGAGUUGACAGGUGCGCCUCCUUCACCUGUUGCCUCUGUAGAUCGCCGCCGCUCGUUCUCCUCCUCAUCCUCUUCAUCCUCCAGCUCUCAUCCCUCUAGCUCUCAUUCCUCUUCUCACGUCCUCAGCAUCACCAUACCACCCCUGCCUCUCUGUCCUGCUCCCAGCCUCACCCAUCUGCCUCUUGUCCUCUUUGUCCUCAAUGUCCUCCACCCCUGCCGCCCCCUGACAAGCAGAUGUUGCCUCGCGUACAUUCCCACAGGUAGAGAUGCGUAUGUGUCGCCUCAGUGUUGCCUCACGUCACCCCAGGCGUGUUUCUCAGCCACUUACAAGUCUUUCUUCUUUUUAUAAGUCUUGCACGAAAAUUACCUUUUAUUUUAUUUUUUUUAUUCCCAUUGAUACGAAGACAAGUCAUGGUGUGCUCAUAUUGUUAAUAACUCGUUUGGUAUUAAUACAUUUUUUUUUCAGACCUCGAAUUUAAUAACAUGAUUGACUAUUACCGUUAAGACCACCGUCACUGCAAGCACCACCACCACCACCACCACCACCACCGCUAAGUUCACAUUUCUUGUAACUCUAAAACGAAAAUAAACAAUCCAUCACUCAUAUUUUUCGCGGAAACCCACCACGUCUAGAAAUAUGCGUUUCUUUUCAUGUUUUCUUAUACUUUUGGUGUCGCCUUUGAUAAUUGAAGGUUCGCUCCACCUGCCUCACCCCAUCAAGCACAGGUAUAAACGUUUCCCGCACGUUUUUGCUUCACUCCCAGCCGUCAACGUUUAGUGCCGCCGACAGUCAAGUGAGAGGCAUGAUUUAUUUUAACUCUCCCCGUCAUCGCUUGGCGCUUGGGUGUGGUUUAUGAGAGAGAGAGAGAGAGAGAGAGAGAGAGAGAGAGAGAGAGAGAGAGAGAGAGAGAGAGAGAGAGAGAGAGAGAGAGAGAGAGAGAGAGAGAGAGAGAGAGAGAGAGAGAGAGAGAGAGAGAGAGAGAGAGAGAGAGAGAGAGAGAGAGAGAGAGAGAGAGAGAGAGAGAGAGAGAUGUCUGUGGCGUAAUGCGGGGCUUCAAAGGUUAUCUGAUAAUUUCUUUCUCUUCACUCUCCCUCGUUGUUGUUGUUGUUUUUCUGUUCCUUGUGGAAUAUUUGUCUGUUUUAUCAUCUUAAUGAGGAUGAUGAUAAUAAUAGUGAAGAUAAUCAUGAUACGAUCACCACCACUAUCUCCUCCUCCUCCUCCUUCUCUUCCUCCUCCUCCGCCACGCAUCAGUGGAGCUCCCAGUCAGCGCAAAAGUGCUGAGGUUAUAUCCUCGAUGACAAGUCACUCCUCCUCCUCCUCCUCCUCCUCCUCCUCCUCCUCUCUCCUCGCUCCGCUGCACUUCCUCCCCAUAAUCUUCCCCCCAUAUGCACCUCUUCCCUCAUCCUUCAAACUUGUUAAUGGAUAAAAAAAAAUAUGUGCGCCUCCAAUCCCUCUUUCCUCCCCAGUAUAUUUCCCUCUCGUACCUUCCUCCCUUGCAAAUCCUUCCUCCUUCCUCCCUUCCCUCCCUCCCUCCUUCCCUCCCUUACUGCCACCUCUCCAUUAAUUCCCUCCCAUCAGCUGCACCUGCGUUCCUGCCUCUCCCUCCGCCCUCCCUCUCUCCUCUCUCGCUCUCUCCCUCCCGGCCUCCGUCAGCUGAUCCUUCUCACGUAUAUCAUUGUCAUGCCCCGCCCUUGCCUCCACUAAGUCUUAAUCUGUUAUUUUAUUGCUCUAAGGGCACGAUCAGGUAAAUGUGGACCAUGAUUAAACUGUCAAGGUGUGUGUGUGUGUGUGUGUGUGUGUGUGUGUGUGUGUGUGUGUGUGUGUGUGUGUGUGUGUGUGUGUGUGUGUGUGUGUGUGUGUGUGUGUGUGUGUGUGUACUACUACUACUACUACUACUACUACUACUACUACUACUACUACUACUACUACUACUACUACUACUACUAC
Messenger RNA from Scylla paramamosain (green mud crab), 4251 nucleotides. RefSeq names its product protein jagged-1-like. Bases 349 to 846 code for a protein of 165 amino acids. NCBI's taxonomy places the organism in Eukaryota, Metazoa, Arthropoda, Malacostraca, Decapoda, Portunidae. The record is from RefSeq and is a predicted model, not a curated record. The transcript has 4 exons. Gene Ontology annotation, cellular component: membrane. Gene Ontology annotation, biological process: Notch signaling pathway; multicellular organism development.